Molecule: messenger RNA, 1059 nt
Organism: Protobothrops mucrosquamatus (brown spotted pit viper)
Lineage: Eukaryota; Metazoa; Chordata; Lepidosauria; Squamata; Viperidae
Gene: NAT14
Product: N-acetyltransferase 14 (putative)
Exons: 3
Coding region: 42-665 (207 amino acids)
Molecular function (GO): N-acetyltransferase activity
Source: RefSeq, a predicted model, not a curated record
GUCAGCGGUAACCUGCAAACAGGGUAUCAGUUGCUAACAAUAUGCCUACCUUGGACCCGGAACAGCUGUUAAUCAGGGAAAUGAGAGAGGAUGAAGCCCCCAUUGUUUUGGAACUUUUGAAGGAUGGAUUCAAAGAUACAGAAAACCGCUUGAUACUUUAUGUGCUGACACGGCCACUAGCCUUGUUACUGAUGGCAGUUGUGAGCAGUGGACUACGCUUCUUCCUGAACUCCUUUGUGGUGGCCCUUGUGCUGCCAGUACUCCUCACUGUAGUGGCUCUGAAACUUCUGCUGUGGCGCUCACCAGACCUUAAACAUUUGCAUGCCUAUUACAGUGCAAGCCAUCGUGGGCUGUGGGUGGCUGUUUAUGAUGAUGAUGAUGUGUGUGGUUGUGUGGCUUUGGAGCCUCUUGAUAGAGAGCCACACACUGCUGAGCUCAAGCGCUUGGCUGUCAGCCGAUGGUACCGGCGCUCUGGGGUGGGUCGGUGCCUCCUUCAUUUUCUAGAGGCACAAGCUCGUGCACAGGGCUUCAGAUUCCUGGUGGCCCAGGUCUCCGUGGUGGCUAAGGCUGCUAUUGGUCUCUUUGAGAAUACUGGCUAUAGUGUGAGUGGUGGGCGCCCGUGGUUGGGUUACACUGUUCAACAAGAGUUUAACAAAGAGCUUUAGAACUGUAUCUACUAGUCUUGCACCAAGCUGUUAGGCAAAGGAGCAUGUUUUUGAAUAAUGUUCUUGAACAAAGAAAACACAGAGUUUCAGAAACAGACUGUAGUUAAUGAGGCAUCUCUAGGUCCUAAGCAGUAGUUACUAUUAACAUAGUUUCUGCUUAGAAAACAAAGUAUGACUGCAAAGCAAAUCAGGAUAAAGGAUUGUUUGUGUCUUCUUCACAGUCUGGUAUAGCAAUCAAACUGUUAUUUGGGAUUUCUGUUCCACAUUAUUCACUGAGGCUCAUUUCCUGUGUCCUUUUUUGGGGUCAGAGUAACUUCACAUUUUAUACAAAAGGAACAGCAAAUUCAAUUGACUGAGAAAAUUUGUGUGUGUGUGUGUGUAUACACACACACGU